Molecule: messenger RNA, 1845 nt
Organism: Brachypodium distachyon (stiff brome)
Lineage: Eukaryota; Viridiplantae; Streptophyta; Magnoliopsida; Poales; Poaceae
Product: leucine-rich repeat extensin-like protein 6
Exons: 1
Coding region: 286-1623 (445 amino acids)
Molecular function (GO): protein binding
Source: RefSeq, a predicted model, not a curated record
GACGUCGAUCAUGGGAUCGGACAUUGGAGGGGAAUCGGACAUUGGAGGGGAGCCCCAAUCAACACGAGAAAGAAAGGAAACAUAUCACCUCCUGAUGCAUCAACCUGCAAUGCAGUGACUGCACUGCACACCUCGCAGGCAGGCUGUCGCUACACUCUCUCGCUAGAUUCGAGGAUCACAUACGGACACGCUCGCUCCCUCCACCUCUCUCUCCACGCGCACCUGCAAAAUCUCUCACGAGACCUCCAGGAAAUUUUGAGGGGGAAGAAGCAGCCAAACCAAGCCAUGGAGCAGCCACAUUUCCAUCCCCUCGCAACGCUCCACGCCCACGCGGUCGCCAUCGCCGCCGUCGCGCUGCUGCUGCUGUCCUCCCCCGCCCCGACCACCCAGUUCGGCCUCGGCGCCACAUUCGGCGUCUGGAUCAACGGCGCCGCACCACCUCCUCCCAGCCCCGACUCCCUGGGCCACUCUUCGACACAGAUCCAGGGCGGCGGGGGCCAGGAAUACACGGCGCUGCAAGCCCUGAAGUCGGCCAUCACCGAGGACCCCCGCGGCGCGCUCUCGUCAUGGCAGGGCCCCAACGUGUGCGCCUACAAGGGCGUCUACUGCUCCGCUCCACCCGCUGCCAGCGCCGCCACGCCGCCGGCCGGUGCCGUGGUCGCCGGGAUCGACCUCAACCACGCCGGCCUCAAGGGCACGCUCCCGGCCGCCGUCUCCCUCCUGGCCCACCUCACGUUCCUCCACCUCAACAGCAACGCGCUCUCCGGCGCUGUCCCGGACACGCUCAGGGACCUGCAGUACCUCACGGAGCUCGACCUCAGCAACAACCUCUUCUCCGGCCCCUUCCCGGCAUCCACUCUACUGAUCCCCUCCUUGGUCUACCUCGACCUGCGGUUCAACGGCUUCUCGGGAGAGAUCCCGGACGAGGUGUUCGUCAAGAACCUGGACGCGCUCUUCCUCAACAACAACCGGUUCGAGGGCCAGAUCCCGGAGACCCUGUGGUCGUCCCCCGCGACGGUCAUCACGCUCGCCAACAACCGCCUCACGGGCCCCGUCCCGACAUCCUACGGCUACGGCGCCGGCGCCGGCGGCGGAAGGGUCCGGGAGCUGCUGUUCCUGAACAACAAGCUGACGGGCUGCGUCCCGGAGGCGCUGGGCUUCCUGCCGUGCGUCGAGGUGCUGGACCUCAGCAACAACUCGCUGUCGGGCCACCUGCCCAGCACGCUCUCCUGCCUCUCCGGCAGCAUCGAGGUGCUCAACAUCGCGCACAACCAGCUCACGGGGGAGCUCCCGGAGCUGGUGUGCGACCUGAGGCGGAUCACGAACCUGUCCGUGUCCUUCAACUUCUUCUCCGGGAUCAGCCAGGACUGCGACCGGCUGGCGGGGCGGAGCGUGUUCGACUUCGCGGGCAACUGCGUCCCUGGUCGGGGCAUGCAGCGGCCGCAGCCCGAGUGCGAUGAGGCCCCGGGGGACGUUGGGCUCAGCUGCCUGCGGAUCCCCGGCUCGCGCCCCGUCGCCUGCGCUGAGGCAGCCGUGUCCUUCGGCAUCGGCGCCACGUUCGGCGGCGCGCUGCCCUUCGGGAUGUCCGGCGGAGCCGCUGAGGCCACGGUCACUGUGCCCUGAACCCUUAUCCAACGGAUCGACCCGUGCAUGCACUUGUUUGUUGUUUUUUCGGGGGUUAAUCUAAUUAAUUAAUUAGCCUCCUUGUUGGAUCAUCGGUUGGUAUUGGGUGGUUAAUCCAUCCUGACAUUUUGCAUGUCUGAUUAACCACUAUAUUCUAUUCUAGCGUAUAAACAAUACUGGAGUACUACUCGUAUCUAUAACUAACACCAUGAUUAUUAUGAA